AGGCGUCUAAAUUGGCGCAAAUGAAAAAGACGCCGAAGAAGAAGACGAAGAAGAACUGAAGUUGAGACUUUGAAGCGCGAACCGCAAGCUUCGGUGUCCAACUGCCGUCAGUCCAAAUAUUCCUUGGAAGCCAUCGUGAAGGCGCUCGCGAGUGUCGGAGGGCCUGCUGGCCCCCGGGCUUCUUGUUUGCGGGGGCUCCGCUGUGCCGGGCCUUGUCGACGUGUUAGCUCGUUGCUAACGUGAGCCGAGUGAUGGCCGCCGCCGACUUUGUACUUCUCUUCUUGCAGACUCUCUGACAAGUUGUCCCUUGCUUCGCGAUGACGAGCGAGGAAGCCAAGAGCGCCGCGGCGCUCGACGACGACGACGCUGCGGACGCUCCUCCGUCCGAGUCCAACGAGCACGAUUAUGCCGACUCUGAGCUUGCCGCCGAGCUUCCAGCGGCCACCGGCGAUGAAGAUGACGAGGACGACGAGCUCCCAAAAGCGGCCGGACAGCGCGGCCGACGGCGGGCCAAGUUCCAGGAGGACAAGACGUGCUCCUGCUGCAAGGGUCCCUUCGAGCGGCAAGGCCGAGGCUUCAACCGGAGGGCCGUGUUCACCUUCACCACCCCGGAGGCCGCCCAGUGGGUCUUCCCCGACGCGGGCGCCGUCGGCAAAAAGUCGUUCGUGUGCGAAACGUGCGCGCAGGUCAUCAGGACCAAAUGCUGCCGCAAGAACAACGGGAAGAGGAUCGUGUGGCUCAAACCUGCCGCGGCCAAACAGACGAGCGCCCGCCACAGGACGAAGGGCGGCCAGCGCAUGGGCAAGAAGAGCCGCGCGGCGCUGCUGGUGAGCAAGUCGUGCUACCGCUCGGCCUUCCGCACGCUCUGGUCGGCCAAGGGCGCCCGCAAGCCCAUGAUGGACUUCCUGAGCCGCGAGCUGCGCGAGGAGAUGAAGGCGCUGUCGCGGCACGCCGACAGCCCCUUCCACCAGAAAGUCUCCAGCAAGAAGCUGCUGGCCUUCUUCCCGUGGGCGCGAUGCAUGGCGUGGGCGCAGGAGCGCGCCCCGCUCGUCACCACCUGCCUGCGCUCCCUCUUCCCCACCGUCGGCGCCCUCGUCAAGAGCAGGCACCAGCUGUCGGCCUCGGAGGCGGAGCUGCAGGUGCUGCGUCGCAGCGUGCUGACGCUGGCGGUGCCGCUGUUCACCAGGAACAUCUGGACCAACAACUUCCUGCAGGCGGCGCUGGGCGCCAAGCUGCGUCUGCAGGGCUGCUCCGGACCCGCCCUGGACACCCUCAACAGCCUGGGCCUGUGCCAGAACAAGGACACCGUGCGCCUGCGCCUGCACCGGCUGCGCGGCGCCGCCCACGACAAGGCGAACGGAGGAGAGAAUCAAGAUCACAUGACCGACAUGGAGGAAGACGACGUCGAGGAUGACGAGGAAGACGAAGAAGAGGAGGAGGAGGAGGAUGAGGAAGAGCAGCACCGCGUGCCAGAGGAGCUGGAGAAGAGGAGGAGGAAGAAGAAGAAGAGGAGGAGGAAGCGGGAGCGAGAGGAUGAUGAGGAUGGCGAAGAGGAGGAAGAUGAGGAGGAGAGGAAGAGGAGGGUGGUGGUGGUGCGCCUGGGCUUGCUCAAGGGACACUCGGAAGUUGGCCGGGCCGAUCUGUCUGCACCUUGACCUCAUGCGAAGCAUUGUGGGAAACUGAGGAUUCUCCGCCAACGCAACAUCUUGAUUUUGUGUUUGAUUUCCCCAAUGGCUCGUUUGUUUGUUUUGAGACAUUUGCCACCUCUGUUCAAUCCCAAAAAGUCACAUUUGACGGUCGGUCUUCUUAAGAUACAUUUUCAAGAGUUUAACGAGAGAAAAAAAAAAACAAACAAAAAAAAGACUGGAUCAUGUUUGAUUUCAGGAUGCAUGUGCCCAAACUGUAACCUUGUAAAUAGCAACAAUAAAAAAAAAAAAUAUUUCA
Messenger RNA from Phyllopteryx taeniolatus (common seadragon), 1944 nucleotides. RefSeq lists its product as uncharacterized. The record is from RefSeq and is a predicted model, not a curated record. The transcript has 5 exons. The coding region runs from base 318 to 1655 and encodes 445 amino acids. Lineage: Eukaryota; Metazoa; Chordata; Actinopteri; Syngnathiformes; Syngnathidae.